AUGUAUCCUGGAGGAGGGUUUGAGUUAGGGUCUCGCGCCACAGCUUCCAGUGCCGCUCGGCGGGUUGUUCAGAUCGGGGCCACUGGAUCAAGUCUCUUUUAUACUUCUGCCCCCUCCAAACUAGUGAGAGUACUGGAUGGUGGUUCCAUCGGCACUCACAAUGUUGGUGACGGUAGAGACCUCCAGAUACAAGUGGCACCAGUUCAGCCAAAGCAAGUCCUCCUGAUCCCCUUUGGCCUCAAUGAACACCAACAUGAGGAGCUGAUCAUUCUCAUGGUGGAGCGGAAGCUGGGAAGAGUCGGACUCGACAUGCACGUCGUGGUCCUCCAUCGACUUCCAAACCCGUUUUAA
Molecule: messenger RNA, 351 nt
Organism: Cylindrotheca closterium
Lineage: Eukaryota; Bacillariophyta; Bacillariophyceae; Bacillariales; Bacillariaceae
Source: the annotation of a GenBank genome assembly